Molecule: messenger RNA, 3690 nt
Organism: Osmerus eperlanus (European smelt)
Lineage: Eukaryota; Metazoa; Chordata; Actinopteri; Osmeriformes; Osmeridae
Gene: hoxb2a
Product: homeobox B2a
Exons: 3
Coding region: 762-1922 (386 amino acids)
Biological process (GO): regulation of transcription by RNA polymerase II
Cellular component (GO): nucleus
Molecular function (GO): RNA polymerase II cis-regulatory region sequence-specific DNA binding; DNA-binding transcription factor activity, RNA polymerase II-specific
Source: RefSeq, a predicted model, not a curated record
UAUAACGAAAUUACACACUUACACACUGCUCUUCAAUCUGCAUCAGCCCUUUGUGAUAUUAUAGUACGUUUCUCUGCUGCACCAUGAAUAGCUACCAAUGGCUUUAUGCUGGCUCGCUGACGAAAGAAAACCGUUAUUCGACAUUAGCUCAGCGUCUUAUGAAGACAUAUCCCAUGUAAGAUGGGUUGGAAAUGUAUUCUUUUUUUUACUUAAGGCGCCUCAUCUCCUGUCAAACUUUUAAGAUUAAUGACCUACUCUGGUAAACACGAAGAUUGCCAUAUUGCAAGUGUGUCUUCGGCAUCCACCUAAUGUUACAUAGUUACAUCACCAGAAUCGAAAAUCUGUUCACCAGUCUCUAUUGUUUGGCAUAAGGGGCCUCGACAACAUCCCACGCGACACAGCUAGGUGAGACACAUGGCAACCGAGCCCUUUUUAUUAUAAUUAUUACAUGCACCCCCUGCUAAUACAAAACAACAUGAUAUCCUACGAUAUAUGAACAUUUGCUCAAAAUAAUGCGUUCUUUAGCCACCAGGCCUCGGAUUUCCAUUGGAUGUUAUUGGUCAUGUGACCAGGAAUUGGCUGCAAUUUCGCCCAUAGUCUUCAGUUUAGUAGACCAAGGUCCCCAUACGCUAGUAAUAUCACCAAUAUACACAAUUAUUAAAGGCCGCAAAUACGCCAUUGCGGGGAGCUGAUAAUCACGCGUUUUUGUUAUUAUUUAGCUCUUUUUGUUUUUGCGGUCCGCUUGCUGACCAGGAGACGAUAUGAAUUUUGAAUUUGAGAGGGAGAUUGGGUUCAUAAACAGCCAGCCUUCCCUUGCAGAGUGCCUGACGUCUUUUCCCGCUGUCCUGGAGUCAUUUCAAACUUCAUCAAUCAAGGACUCGACAGUAAUUCCUCCUCCUUUCGAGCACACCAUCCCCAGCCUAAGCCCGUGCACAAGCAGCCAGGCGCGACCGAGGAGCCAAAAGAGAGCCUCCAAUGGCCUGCAGCUUCGGACGCCGCAGUCUCACCAGGGCCCUGCCCCGCCAGCUAGCGCUGCUGGCCCGCUGGCACACGAGUUCCCCUGGAUGAAAGAGAAGAAAUCCUCCAAGAAGUGCCCUAAAUCUGCGAAUGCCACCCUUGCCUCUUCCUCUUCCCCCUCUCCCGCAUCCUCCGGAUAUGCCACAGCAGGGCUGGAAUCCCCGACAGACACACAUGGCGGUCUGGACAACGGAAGCGGGUCCAGGAGGCUGAGGACUGCAUACACCAACACACAACUGCUCGAGCUGGAGAAGGAGUUCCACUUCAAUAAAUAUCUCUGUCGGCCACGACGGGUGGAAAUCGCUGCGCUUUUGGAUCUAACUGAGAGGCAGGUCAAAGUAUGGUUCCAAAACCGGCGAAUGAAGCACAAGCGGCAAACGACACACCACAGGGAGGGCCAAGAGGGUGACCCUGGAGGAUUUGAACCCCUGGAAGGGGCCGAUGCCUCUUCGCCUUACUCAAGCCAACCACUGGAAGCCUCUGGCUCGGCUGCGUCCGAGGGCGAGACGUGCAACUCUGCAGCCUCCACCUACACGAAUAGCAGUGACAAUAAUCACCCCACGCCCGAGGAUGACCAGCUGAGCCGCCAAGAGCCAGCAUCAGUCUCAGAUACAACCGUGCGGUCCCCCCCGUUCCCCCUAACGCCCACUACAGAUAACCCCACAACAAUGGGCGACGCCGGCGCAUCUGGCCCAGAUCAUUCGUUUUCGGAACAGCGGGAUGCCGUGUCCGCCUCUCUCUCCGAUUUAAAUUUCUUUUCGGCCGAUUCCUGCCUCCAGAUUUCUGACGCUCUAUCGCCCAGCCUGCAAAGCUCCCUCGACAGCCCUGUAGAUUUCUCGGAGGAGGACUUUGACUUGUUCACGAGCACACUUUGUACUAUAGAUUUACAACAUUUACAAUUUUAGGACGACAAAAAGAACUUUAAGCAAACAAUCGAAUUAAGGAGACUGCCCAUAGUGUUACAAUAGUGUGCAUCUCGGCAACAUUCCUGAAUGUUCCUUUUUUGAAGAUAGAAGUUAACCUGAGACGUACGGAUCGAAUUAUGUACUACUUGCUGGCAAUACAUUUUUGGUUUAUGCACUCGAAAUCCCAUACGGACUUCCCUUUGUCCAAAUUUCAGCUACUUAUUGGCACCAUGUUCUUGACAUCUCCACUACACACUUCCUGUCUGAUGUGCAGAGUGGAUCAGAAGAACCGAAAUGGCUCCCAGUGGGGGUCGGAUCAGGUUUAAGGAGAGGAAACUAGGAAUCAGAACCGGGUCACGGACCCUUGGAGUCACCAAUCACCAGGGGGGCCACAUGAAAAGCAGUUCAGGGGUUCAGCCAAGGCCAGUUUGAGUGUGUCUCAGGGAGUCUGCAAGACUGUGUCUGCAGUAGGCUGUGUGGAUGUGUGCAAGGACACAACAUUUACCAACCAGAGGCAGUCCGCCUCCACCUCAGUCCCCAAAGAGACAGCGACAACCGGUCGAUGCUGCAGACCCAGGGGUCCCUAUCUGGGGGACCAGAGAGGGGCCUGACCACUGGGUCUGCAUGGCAACCACUGACACACAUGAAUCAAUUCAACAUCCAAAUGACCACCACAAUGAAUGGGGUCAUUUUAGUUCACUGGUGUGUGUGUAUGUGAGUAUACAGAAACAUUUUGGAUAUCAGGUAAGUGUGAAACUCAGCCACAAGUCCUGACUUGCAAUUUUGGGAAGGACGAAUGCGCAGUACACCUUUUCUUUGGUUUAUUUCUACAAUCUUUACCGCAGUCUAUCUGAGACCAUAUCGCCAGACAACCAGAGGCGCAGGAGGGGACGAGGUGACUGUUUAGACAACAGAAGCCAUGCCCACAGGGCACUCCUGGCUUUGUCAAUUCUGAAGUGGGAAGUGAUGGUUGACGGAUGUAUGUGCUUGAUAAUUUAAGGUGUGGUGCCUGUGUCUUUGCUUAUCUAUCCAUAUUUGCUUUCCCUGGCCUCCCUCCAAGGCUAUGAGAAGCCGGUUAUCUGCCAUGUUUCCUUCCCAAUCGGUAACAAUCAGGACAUUUGUUUACUUCUUGUCAUGAGUCAUCUUUGUAAUGUUUUUCCAAAGUGUUUGUCUUGGACGGUGGCGAAGGAGGAUGGCAGAGCAGGAGAAGAGAGGCAUGGUGCCUGAAGAAGAAUUUCACAGCACAGAUUUUCCAGUAUGACGUUUGCACAGUUAUGUUUACUCAUACAGUAAGUGCAGGAUGGGAAAUGCUUUGCCGCUCUAGCCAAUCACAUUUGAAACUGAUGUUGCCUGUUUGCUGCAACUCUUCUGUUUGGCUGAGUCAGAUCACAUGACCUAAAAGGGAUGGGCCAGAAACCAGGAAGUCCCACAAACACAGACAAACGAUGUAUCGCAGAGUGUAAACACAGAGAGCAAUUUUUAAGGGUGUAUCUGUAAGUGACCUUUUUAAAAUAAAAUGUUACGUAACGUAAGUUUUUUUACAUUCUGUCUUAUUGUAGACAUGUUGUAUUCAGUGAAAUAAGGGGUGUCAUGUUGUACAGUUUGUAUGCUAAACAAAAUGGGGGGAAAACACAAACAUUCCUUGUUUUGCCAUCACAUAUUUAUUAAAUUGACAAAAAAAAAAUAUUUACACAAGGUAAAAUAUGGAGAUUAUAUUUUAAAAGGAGGAGUCGUUAUUAUUGGAGUCAAUAACAAAUUGAGAACGAAA